AUGCCGCGGGCCUGUUGCGUACUCUACUUAACCUGUCCCCCCGAGGUCUCGCUUGCACGCGUGCUUGGACGGGCCUCGGCAUCAGGGCGGCCGGACGACGCAAAUGAGGUGAGAGCGCGGGAGAGAAUUACGCGUUCCAUCGAGGAGAGCGAAGCAAUGCUCGUCGCCCUUGAAGAGUCGGGCAUGCAGAUAACCAGAGUGGAUGCUAAUAGGGACUUCGAGAUUGUACGGGAGGAAGUUCUUCAGGAAGUUCGGAACUUCUUGUAUGACUAA
Messenger RNA from Daldinia decipiens, 273 nucleotides. RefSeq lists its product as uncharacterized. The coding region runs from base 1 to 273 and encodes 90 amino acids. The transcript is spliced from 2 exons. The record is from RefSeq and is a predicted model, not a curated record. NCBI's taxonomy places the organism in Eukaryota, Fungi, Ascomycota, Sordariomycetes, Xylariales, Hypoxylaceae.